AUGUAUAUUCAGACUCAAGAUGACCGCGCAGCACGCAGCGAGGAGGCAGAGCAACUUUGGAACGAACUGCAAUGCGAAAAGUAUGAGCAGGAUGCGCUAGAAACAAUCACAGCGCUAGACACGCAGCUUAUGAUGGACGAAGUCAUAGAAACUUCGCUUCGCUCGCAGUUAACAGAUAAUGUCACCAACGCAGCCGCCGCUUUAACGCUAUCCGCUUCGCCGCUACGCAAUGCUUCAUUUGGCAAUCAGUCGUUGCAUGCAGGCAGGGAUCAAUAUCCGCAUCAAUCGUCAUCGCAGUUUUCCUUUACGCCAUACACGCAGCCUAUCCAGCUUCGCAAGUUGGAACUGCCAGUAUUCGAUGGAGAUAUCGCGCAAUUCCAUGACUUUUGGUGUCGCUUUGAACCGCCAUCCACGACAAUGACCAUCUGCCGCUUGCAAGCAAGUUCAUCUACCUUAACUACUAACGCCCUUAAAGGCAGCGCCGCGCUUAUCGUUCAAGGCUUCGAUCCAUCUAAGCCAGAAAAUUACCAUCUUGCGAUUCAAGCGCUCAAAAAACGAUACGAUCGUCCGCAAUUUACGCAUAACCUCUUUCAUCAUAGGUUAGAACAGUUACCAACAUCAUCUGUUUCAGCCUCGUCGCAGAGAGAUACGCUUUCACAGAUUCAGUCAUACGUGUUACAGCUCAAUAGGUUCGAGGAUACUACCACUUCGCUAUCUCUCAUGAAACUCAUCAAGAGCAAGUUCCCUAGAGAUACGCAGUUAGAAGUCAACAGGCUCGAACACCGUUCUGGUAAGAAGUGGACGCUUCCCGAUCUCUUGGACGGCCUCAACGAGGUCAUCGAAGAGUUCGAGAAACUCGACGAUUACUCUAUUGGUAAAUCUACAAUCAUCAAGAUUUCCACGAUUAACCCGAGUCACCUACGCCAGAACCCCACAUAUGACCCUAACCGCUUGUUGCUUCUGUGGUUCACCUCAACCAUAAGUCCGUUCGCUGUCAUCACCGUAUGUCCGUAUCGAAUCGUCGCCUCAUUGCAAGAACUCACAACUUAUGUUGGAAGUGUCUACAUCAAGGUAACGCUAGUACCCAUUGUGGAUAUUCGAAAUGCAGUCGCUGUUUGGGAAACCACCAUCGCAUUCUUUGCAACAAACGAGAUACUUCAUCGUCGAAUAGAACGCAUCGAACACGCGAUCGACGCCGUACUCCGUCAUCAGAUUCUUCUCGUAGCUACCGUCAGUCCAGAACACCGUCGAACGAGCAACGUCGUUUUCCAUCUCGAUCACCGUCUCGACACUAUUCAGACCGUAGGAUCUCACCAUCGACACGAAGAUCACGUCGACCUUGAAGAUCCAGUCGAUCAGACAAUCAUUAUCUCGCCAUCUCGCAAUAUUGCAGCAAGGACAUCCACUCCCUCACGAGGACAAGUUACAUCAGUCCACUCCGUCGCACAUUCCGACGACGAUACCGAACCAGCCGAACGAUACGAGCAUCUUACGCUUUCUGUUGCAUCAGAUACAACGCUCACAUGUGCCAUCAUGACAGUAGAAGCAUCCCUUGUCAAUCCUGUUACGCGUAUUCGAGAAUCUGUUACCCUCUUUUUGGACACAGGCUCACAGACCAGCUUUAUUACGCGAGCCACUGUGCAGAAAUUCCAUCUCGCAGUCCAGGAACAAAGAAUGCUUACCACAGUCACGUUCAAAGCUAUCAGGAACACGGAGCGCUCGGAGAAAGUCUUUGUCCCGCUUACGGAUGUGAACAAGAACUCACUCAUGCUCACACUUAACACCACGGACAACAUUACUACUCCGACUACACCGAUCCAGUUGUCACAGAAAGACAUAGAUACGCUUCGCUCAUUGAACAUUCCGCUGGACCGUAUCACAGAGGCACGUUCCAUCCUAGACUACCUCCAAUCACUCGGUAUCCGUGCACCUCUUUAUUACGUGCAGUCGGAAAAUAAUCCAGAGGAUUGUGCCUCUCGAGGUCCAUCAUUUCUUCGUACACCGCAAUCACAAUGGCCACAAGCAAACAACAUCGACUUGUCUCAGGAACAUCAACAGGACGCUCAACAGGAGUAUCAAACACUCGUCACACAGGCUCCAUCUAGUUACACAUCACCUAUUCGCUUUAAUGCCUUUAGUCGCUAUAUCAAGCUUGUUCGCUCUACCGCCUAUUCUACUCCGCUUACUCACACUUCCGUGUCAGAAUUCGCCGCUGCCGAAGUGUUGACUCAUGAAGGAACACUACCGCGAAAGCGAGUAAGUUCUCAGUCGACUACCGCUUCAUCGCUUCAACGCUCAUCGCUCUUCUACAGGACUUAUCCACUGUGCUAA
Molecule: messenger RNA, 2331 nt
Organism: Ostertagia ostertagi
Lineage: Eukaryota; Metazoa; Nematoda; Chromadorea; Rhabditida; Trichostrongylidae
Source: the annotation of a GenBank genome assembly